Molecule: messenger RNA, 2259 nt
Organism: Vicugna pacos (alpaca)
Lineage: Eukaryota; Metazoa; Chordata; Mammalia; Artiodactyla; Camelidae
Source: RefSeq, a predicted model, not a curated record
GGAGAGCCCGUUACUGCUCAAAGACUCCAGGCGGAGGAAUAGUCUUCACAGCGCUGUGCGAGGCGAAGGGGAUUGUGGGAGCACCGUUCGUCGCCCCGCAGACUCAUGGGAAAUGUAGUGCAGUUUCCUCCAACAUGGCUGCGCCCAGGUGAGUGGACGUGCGAGUACCCACCGCGGCUUUUCUGGGAUAGAGCGGGAGAGGCUGGCGAAGGAGAGAGCGCCCGCGUGGGGAGAACCCAGCCUGAGCCAAGGCGGAGGAUUACCAUGGAUAGCCACCACCAGAGUAAUUACAAACGCAGUAAAACUGAGAAGAAGUUCUUAAGGAAACAGAUGAAGGCCAGGCAUACUUUGCUGAGACAUGAAGGCAUUGAGACAGUAUCCUAUGCCACUCAGAGCCUGGUUGUUGCCAAUGGCGGUUUGGGUAACAGCGUGAGUAGGAAGCAACUGCUCCCAGUGUUAGAGAAGUGUGGAUUCGUGGAUGCUCUCUUAAUGCCACCGAAUAAGCCCUACUCGUUUGUAAGAUACAGAACUACAGAAGAAUCCAAGAAAGCCUAUGAUACUCUCAGUGGGAAAGAAAUAGUGGAUGACUUAGGACAAAAGAUCACUCUGUACUUGAACUUUGUGGAAAAAGCCCCGUGGAAAGAGUUGGGGCUUCAAGCAUUGCCUCCAGGCCUCACGGUGAUAGAAGAAAUUAUUUCUCCUGAGGAUGAGAAAAUGCUUUUGGAAAGUGUUAACUGGACAGAAGAUACAGACAAUCAAAAUUUUCAAAAAUCCUUAAAACACCGAAGAGUAAAGCAUUUUGGCUAUGAAUUCCAGUAUGAGAACAACAAUGUAGAUAAAGAGAAGCCAUUGCCUGGGGGUCUUCCUGACCUUUGUGAUAGCAUUUUGGAGAAAUGGCUGAAGGAGGGUUUCAUUGAACAUAAACCUGAUCAACUGACUGUGAACCAGUAUGAACCUGGGCAGGGAAUUCCUGCUCAUAUUGACACGCAUUCUGCUUUUGAGGAUGAGAUCAUUUCUCUCAGUUUGGGGUCAGAGAUUGUCAUGGAUUUUAAGCACCCAAAUGGGGUCACGGUGCCAGUUAUGUUGCCUUGUCGGAGCUUGUUGGUGAUGACAGGAGAAUCCAGAUACCUUUGGACCCACGGAAUCACACCCAGAAAAUUUGAUACUGUUCAGGCAUCCAGGGGUCACAAGAGCGGAAUUGUCACCGGUGAUGUUGAAGACUUAACUUUAAGCAAGCGAGGAAUACGGACAUCAUUUACAUUUAGGAAAGUGAGGCACACACCGUGUAAUUGUCGUUACUAUUUGGUCUGUGACAGCCAGACGAAGGAGACUCCGCCAUCGUUUCCAGAGAGUGACAGAGAAGCCUCACGACUGGAGCAAGAAUACGUCCAUCGAGUUUAUGAAGGGAUCGCCGGGCACUUCAGCAGCACGAGACACACCCCUUGGCCGCGCGUUGUGGAGUUUUUGAAAGCUUUGCCAAGUGGCUCAGUAGUUGCUGAUGUUGGAUGUGGAAAUGGAAAGUACCUUGGUGUCAAUGAGGAGUUAUAUAUGAUUGGCUGUGAUCGUAGUCAGAGCCUCGUGGACAUCUGCAGAGAGAGGCGGUAUCAGGCCGUGGUCUGCGACGCGCUGGCAGUGCCAGUCCGCAGCGGGUCUUGUGAUGCCUGCGUCUCCAUCGCUGUCAUUCACCAUUUUGCGACAGCAGAGCGUAGGGCAGCAGCUCUCCGAGAACUUGUUCGACUCCUGAGACCUGGUGGAAAGGCGCUCAUCUAUGUCUGGGCAAUGGAGCAAGAACAUAAUAAGAAGAAGUCCAAGUACCUUAGAGAAAACAGAGUCAGCCCAGGGAGGGAGGAGCUGACCAGCAAUGAAAUGUCGGCGCAGGAGGUGCCUGCGAAGCACACGCCUGACUUGGGCAGUCAGGACUCGGCACGUCCUGUCCCCUCCAUCAGUGACUUUCAGGAGGGAGGCUGCGAUUCAAGGAAAGCUACCAGUUCCAAGCUGCCUAUUCACACUAACAGGACUCCUUUUCAUUCUCAAGACUUACUGGUUCCCUGGCACCUUACGGGAAAUCCUGGUAAAGACAGGCCUGUUGAGCCACUUGGUGCAUUAGGAUCCAGUGACCCGGGUGCUGUGUUUCAUCGGUACUACCACGUGUUCCGUGAGGCAGAGCUGGAGGCUGCCUGCCGGACUCUGAGUGAUGUCAGCGUGCUGCAGAGCUACUAUGACCAGGGGAACUGGUGCGUGAUUCUACAGAAGGUCUGA